GAUUGAUUAACUAUAGCAACCCAUCCAGUGAAAGGAUCGAUUUUCAUUUCUUUUGUCUUAUGUGUCAGAAAAAGCAAAGAUAAAAACCUUUCCUUUUUUCUUUUUUUUUUGGAUAAGAAAAACCCUUCCUUUGUUACACUAUGAACCCCAGCUGCAGCAAGAUGAAAACAGUUUCUCUUGUCCACAAAGCAGCAGAACUGGCAAAUAGAACACUAGUUUUUGAUUUUGAGGGUACUCUGUUACGAUCCACUUCAUUAUUCCCUUACUUUAUGCUGGUUGCUUUUGAAGCUGGUGGGCUACUAAGAUCUUUCAUCUUGUUUCUUUCAUACCCUUUGGUGUGGUUGGUUGGUGAAGAACAUCUGGGCUUGAAGAUUAUGGUUUUCUUGUGCUUUUUCGGUAUAAAAAAGGACACAUUCAGAAUAGGAUUAGCUGUUCUGCCAAAGUUUUUCUUAGGAGAUGUUGGGUGGGAAGGCUUUGAAGCUGUAAUGUGUUAUGAGAGAAAAGUGGCAUCCAGUAAGUUACCAAGGAUCAUGGUUGAAGGUUUCCUCAAGGACUAUAUAGGGGUUGAGACUGUUGCAGCAAGAGACUUGAAGUCCUUUAGGGGGUACUUUAUGGGAUUGUUUGAAAAGAAUAAGUCAAAUAAUACCCCUUCAUAUGAAAAUUACCAUAAGGAGCUUUUCCACCAUUUCAAGGAGGUUUACUUGAUGAGCUCUGAUGAGAGAAGAAAUUGGCGUGUCCUUCCAAGGGAGAGGUACCCGAAGCCAUUGAUCUUCCAUGAUGGUAGAUUGGCUUUCAGACCAACCCCUGCAUCUUCUCUAGCUUUCUUCAUGUGGUUACCCCUUGCACUAUUUCUUUCCAUUUUCAGAAUUACAUUUGGCGUUUCAUUACCCUUCAAUGUGUCUGCUCCAAUAUUAGCACUCUCAGGGACAAGAACCACUGCUUCAGGACCCCAUAACUCUUUGUCUUUGGUCCAGAAUGAAGAAAAGGAAAAGGGCAUGCUCUAUGUGUGCAAUCACAGAACCUUGCUUGACCCACUUUAUAUUGCAUACGUUUUGGACAAACCACUAUCUGCUGUCACAUACAGCUUGAGUAGAUUAAAUGAACUUGUUUCCCCUAUCAGAACUGUACGUCUAACCAGAGACAGAGAGAAAGACAGAGAAGCAAUGGAGAAACUAUUGAACCUAGGCAGCCUUGUGGUCUGUCCUGAGGGAACAACUUGCAGGGAACCUUAUUUGUUAAGGUUUAGUCCUUUGUUUGCUGAACUUACUGAUGAUAUUGUUCCUGUUGCUGUGGAUGUUAAUGUUAGCAUGUUCUAUGGAACAACAGCUAGUGGGCAUAAAUGGUUGGACCCCUUUUUUCACCUCAUGAACCCAAAUCCCACAUACUUCAUUAAAGUUCUCCCGAGGUUACCACAAUCUCAAACAUGUCAGGGUGGUGGAAAAUCCAGUAUUGAAGUUGCUAAUUUGGUGCAAAAUGAGAUAUGCAAUGCUUUAGGGUUUGCAUGCACCAACUUGACAAGGAAAGACAAGUAUACGCUCUUGGCGGGUAAUGAGGGUGUGAGCCCACGCCAUAACAGCCCGUAGCUACUAGCUUUUGUGUGUUACACCUUGAAUGCUCCUUGCUAUUUCGUUUGGAAUAAAGUGAAGAAGAUUCCUCAUUGGAAUAGUGUUACAGGGAGGACUUUUAACAUGCUCGAGUUUUUUUUUCUUUUUUGUAAGUAAGUUUUAAUGCUUUUAUAGUGCCACACUUGUAAUAUUAUUAGUUAUAUAUAAAAUCCUUUUAAUAAAAUUAUGUUCAAAGUGAAAUUGUCUCUAA
This is a messenger RNA of Gastrolobium bilobum, 1815 nucleotides long. RefSeq names its product probable glycerol-3-phosphate acyltransferase 2. Gene Ontology annotation, biological process: cutin biosynthetic process. The coding region runs from base 141 to 1583 and encodes 480 amino acids. NCBI's taxonomy places the organism in Eukaryota, Viridiplantae, Streptophyta, Magnoliopsida, Fabales, Fabaceae. Gene Ontology annotation, cellular component: membrane. The record is from RefSeq and is a predicted model, not a curated record. Gene Ontology annotation, molecular function: phosphatase activity; glycerol-3-phosphate 2-O-acyltransferase activity. The transcript has 2 exons.